GCGCGAGGCGGAAGCCGGGGUGUAGGUCGGAAUCGGUGCUGGGGCGUCCCGGGCGCGCGUUCCCUCGGUGGCCGCCGGGUCCCAAGGUGGCCGCCCCUCGGCUAGCCGCCCCACGCCACCGGACGGGGAGACCGGAGACCUGGCCAAGAGCUUAGAAGGGUAGAGGGAAAAGAUAUUUUUCCUCCCCUACAGUUUCCAGUGACCAUGAAGGGAUGGCUGGGACACCCCGCUUGCUCCAGAGCCUACAGGUGGGACUUUGGGAAAAUGGACAGAGGUCAAUGAAAGGAAUAGUUGUAUUUGUUGUAUUUUCAAAAAUAUAUCUAGUUGUGGGAGGAGCUUUCCACUGCCCUGCUCAUGCUGCCAUCUUGGCUCCUCCUGGCUCAGGGUCAAGAAAUUGGAGCAUGGCUGUUAACAAUGGGAGCAACGAUUUUGUAGUUCUGAGUAAUGGCAGCAUUGCAAAUGGUGCUACCAACCCUGUGCCACUCACCUCCUGGGAAGGAGACCUUGCAGCCUGGCAGCCUGACUCCCAGGAGGCACCAAGAACAAAAGUGAGUCCCAAUGGGUGCCUGCAAGUUAAUGGCACAGUGAAGCCAUCCCUGCUACCUUUAGACAACCAAAGAGUGCCUCAGAUGUUACCCCACUGCCACCAUCCUUGCCCAUGCCGCCACCCUUUGCCUAGCCAUGGCAGGUACCAGGAGAGCCUUCCCGAUGCUAGCUUGGCAGUGCCUUUGGCUUUGUGCUGCGUGCAGCCGACCCCACAGCACUCUGCAGCUCUCCGCCCAAGCUGCUCACCUGUGUAUCAGACUGUGUGCUGUCUACAGACCUCUUCCCCCUUCUGCCUGCACCAUCCGUGGCCUGGCCAUUCACAGCCUCAGCCUGUGCAACAGCUCACAGCCAUUGUAAGACCUUCCAGAUCUUUCAAGUUACCAAAAAGCUACGCAGCCCUGAUAGCCGACUGGCCCGUGGUGGUCUUGGGCUUGUGCACUGUGCUCAUUGUGGUCUGCGCCCUGGUGGCAGUGUUAGUGCCAGAGCUUCCGGACUUCUCUGACCCAUUGCUGGGUUUUGAACCAAGAGGGACUGCAAUAGGCCAGAGACUGGUCACAUGGAAUAACAUGGUGAAAAACACAGGAUACAAAGCAACAUUGGCAAAUUAUCCCUUUAAAUAUGCAGAUGAGCAAGCCAAAAGCCAUCGAGAUGAUCAAUGGUUGGAUGAUCAUUAUGAAAGAGAGAAAAGAGAAGUUGACUGGAACUUCCACAAAGACAGCUUUUUCUGCGACGUCCCAAGUGACCGAUAUUCCAGGAUAGUGUUCACUUCAGCUGGAGGGGAGACAUUAUGGAAUUUGCCUGCCAUUAAAUCAAUGUGCAAUGUAGAUAAUUUAAGGAUCAGAGCCCACCCCCAGUUUGGUGACCUCUGUCAGAGGACCUCUGCAGCAUCCUGCUGCCCCAGCUGGACGCUGGGGAACUACAUUGCCAUUCUGAAUAACAGGUCGUCCUGUCAGAAAAUUGUGGAGAGGGAUGUUUCUCACACCCUGAAGCUGCUCCGGGCCUGUGCCAGACACUACCAGAACGGCAGUCUGCAGCCAGACUGCUGGGACACGGUGGCCCGACGGAAGGACCAGCUCAAGUGCACCAGCGUGCCGCGCAAGUGCACCAAGUACAACGCCGUGUACCAGAUCCUUCAUUACCUGGUGGACAAGGACUUCAUGAGCCCACGGGCAGCCAGGUCGGUGCCAGCUCUGCGGUACAGCAUGCUCUUCUCACCCACUGAGAAAGGUGAGAGCAUGGUCAGCAUUUACAUGGACAAUUUCGAAAACUGGAACUCCUCUGAUGGUGUGACCACCAUCACCGGGAUUGAAUUUGGUAUCAAGCACAGUCUGUUUCAGGAUUACCUUCUGAUGGACACUGUGUAUCCCGCCAUCGCCAUGGCUGUCGUCCUUCUGGUCAUGUGUGUCUACACCAAGUCCAUGUUCAUCACUCUGAUGACAGCGUUUGCAAUCGUCAGUUCCUUGAUCGUGUCCUAUUUUCUCUACCGUGUAGUAUUUAACUUCGAAUUUUUUCCUUUUAUGAACCUCACUGCACUCAUUAUUUUGGUUGGAAUUGGGGCAGAUGAUGCAUUCGUCCUGUGCGAUGUUUGGAACUACACCAAGUUUGACCAGCCGCAUGGUGAAACCUCGGAGGCAGUGCGCACCUCCUUGCAGCACGCGGCCCUGUCCAUGUUCGUCACCAGCUUCACCACGGCAGCUGCCUUUUAUGCAAACUAUGUCAGUGACAUCACAGCCAUCAGGUGCUUUGGGGUCUAUGCGGGCACAGCUAUCUUGGUGAACUAUGUUUUGAUGGUCACGUGGCUUCCAGCGGUGGUGGUCCUGCACGAGAGAUAUCUGCUCAAUAUAUUCAGUUGCUUCAGAAAGCCCCAGCAGCAGGUGUAUGGCCCCAAAAGCUGCUGGACCGUGGCCUGCCAGAAGUGCCACCAAGUGCUUUGUGCCAUCUCAGAAGCAUCUCGAGUCUUCUUUGAGAAAGUGCUGCCAUGUGUUGUCAUCAAGUUUCGCUACCUUUGGCUGCUCUGGUUCCUUGCCCUGACCGCAGGCGGGGCCUACAUCGUGUGUGUGAAUCCAAAGAUGAAGCUGCCCUCCUUGGAGCUGUCUGAGUUCCAGGUGUUCAGGGCAUCUCACCCCUUUGAACGGUACGAUGCUGAGUACAAAAAGCUCUUCAUGUUUGAACGCGCUCACCAUGGGGAGGAGCUGCACAUGCCCAUCACGGUGGUCUGGGGCAUAUCCCCGCAGGACAAUGGCAAUCCCCUGAACCCCAAGAGUAAGGGGCGGCUGACCUUAGAUAGCAGCUUUAACAUUGCUAGCCCAGCUUCCCAGGUCUGGAUUUUGCACUUCUGCCAGAAAUUGAGAAAUCAAACCUUCUUCUACCAGACUGAUGACCAGGACUUCACCAGCUGCUUCAUUGAGACCUUCAAGCAGUGGAUGGAGAACCAGGACUGCGAUGAGCCUGCCCUGUACCCAUGCUGCAGCCACUGGAGCUUCCCCUACAAGCAGGAGGUUUUUGAGCUGUGCAUUAAGAGAGCCAUCAUGGAGCUGGAAAGGAGUACAGGCUACCAUUUGGACAGCAGAACCCCAGGGCCAAGGUUUGAUGGCAACGAUACCAUCAGGGCAGUAGUGCUAGAGUUCCAAAGCACCUACCUCUUCACACUGGCUUACGAAAAGAUGCACCAGUUUUAUAAAGAAGUGGACGCAUGGAUUUCCAGUGAGCUGCGCUCUGCCCCCAAUGGCCUUGGCAAUGGCUGGUUUGUCAGCAGCCUGGAGUUCUAUGACCUGCAGGACAGCCUCUCAGAUGGCACCCUCAUUGCCAUGGGGCUGUCUGUGGCUGUUGCAUUUAGUGUAAUGCUGCUCACAACAUGGAACAUUGCCAUAAGCCUCUAUGCUAUCAUGUCAAUAGCUGGCACCAUAUUUGUCACUGUUGCUUCUCUCGUCCUGCUGGGCUGGGAGCUAAAUGUUUUGGAGUCUGUCACCAUCUCAGUGGCAGUCGGUUUAUCCGUAGACUUCGCCGUCCAUUAUGGGGUCGCCUACCGCUUGGCCCCAGACGCUGACCGCGAGGGGAAGGUGAUCUUCUCUCUGAGCCGUAUGGGCUCCGCCAUUUCCAUGGCUGCUCUGACCACCUUUGUGGCUGGGGCCAUGAUGAUGCCAUCCACGGUGCUGGCCUACACCCAGCUGGGCACCUUCCUGAUGCUCACCAUGUGUGUCAGCUGGGCUUUUGCCACUUUCUUCUUCCAGUGCCUGUGCCGGUGCCUUGGGCCGCAGGGCACCUGUGGUCAGAUCCCCUUACCUGAGAGGCUCCAGUGCAGCACCUUCUCACCUGCCUCAUCUCGACAUCCUGGAGACAAGGGGCAGAGCAAAGCCUGUGCUGUGAGGGCCUUUCAUUUAGAUCCCACAGGCCAAAAGUCUGAAAUACAGCCUGAGUUUUACCAACUGGAGCCACUGGCAUCCCACAGCUGUGCUGCCUCUGAGAACACAAACACGUAUGAAGAGACCCGUAUGCGCUCUGAGCUUAACAGCCCGGUGAGGCGUUCAGGGUUGCCUCAACUCAUGGCUUACAAGGGCCCCACUGACAAGGCUGGCUCCACCUCACUACAGCCCCCUGCUGGGCAGCAUGCCAGGUGUCACUCCCCUGUGAAUCCGAGACUAAGCUGCCCAAAUGCCUGCAGACAUUUGACGUGCGGUCCACACUCCUGCCAGCAGCCGGGGGAUAGCAUGUGCCAUCAGUGCACUCCUACUGUGGGCAGCUUCCUGCCUGUCCCAGACAGCAUGGCACCCCUGAGAGCCUCAUACCAGGUCCCUGAGGCCGUCGUGCCUCCCAUCCCACAUAUGCACCCCUGCCUCUGCCUACAGGCCAGAGCGAGACUGCCCGGGAGGGAGAAUCCCCCACCUCGGGGUUUCUUCCUCCAGCCAGUGCAACACUCUCAGGUCCAACAAAACACUGGUAAGCCCAGUAUCCACAAUCUUCAGAGCACAGAGGAGCAUCUUCCGAAGGUGUCAGAGUUGUCAUUUGUCAGCAGAAGUGCUGGAUCUUUACCAAAAGCAUGCUGUGAUCCUGAGAAUAACCAAAGGGCACUCUGUAAAAAUAGAGAUGCAGGGACUUUGGAGGUCUGUGGCAGGGCCAAGAGUAAGGAUGGCAGAUUCGUGAGUCAGCACAGUAAGGCGGGGAGGGAAGCUGAGCCUGGCCUGGCACAGACCGACGGGGUGGUGAACUCAGAACAUUUAAGUCAGGGUGAACCAAGGUUUACAUUUAACCAUUUACUAGGGGAGGCUGGGUGCAGGUCCUGCCCAGACAACCCGCAAAGUUGCUGCAGAAUCGUGAGAGGGAAGUGCAAUUCUGUGGACUGCCAAACGCCAGACACCGAUGCCAGCGUGCCUGCAGUGGUAACACACUCAGAACUUUCUGGUGGCAGUUUGUUAAUAAAAACACUUUAAUAAAUACAGUAUUAAAUUAA
This is a messenger RNA of Manis javanica (Malayan pangolin), 4993 nucleotides long. The record is from RefSeq and is a predicted model, not a curated record. Lineage: Eukaryota; Metazoa; Chordata; Mammalia; Pholidota; Manidae.